Messenger RNA from Larimichthys crocea (large yellow croaker), 4767 nucleotides. RefSeq names its product TEA domain family member 1b (gene tead1b). Gene Ontology annotation, cellular component: transcription regulator complex. NCBI's taxonomy places the organism in Eukaryota, Metazoa, Chordata, Actinopteri, Sciaenidae. The transcript is spliced from 14 exons. Gene Ontology annotation, molecular function: DNA-binding transcription factor activity, RNA polymerase II-specific; RNA polymerase II cis-regulatory region sequence-specific DNA binding. Bases 641 to 2038 code for a protein of 465 amino acids. The record is from RefSeq and is a predicted model, not a curated record. Gene Ontology annotation, biological process: hippo signaling; regulation of transcription by RNA polymerase II; embryonic organ development.
CAACUUUUAAACUGCACCUGGAUCGAUACUAUUACAUGUGUGGACUCGUGUGAAGCUGUAAAAUCCGAGCGCCCCUGAAGGCGCCGGUUCUCGGGAUGUUUCGUACCCUCCCUGCCCCUGCUGCUGCUGCCUGCUGCCCAGGCUGGCUGUCGGGGCUCGGGAUGACGCCACCUCUCGCUCCGCCCCGGCGCAAACUCGCUCUUUGCGUUCAUUUCAUUCCUCUUCUCAUUCCGAGCAUUCUUCGCAUCUCUGUCAGUGCGCGAAGCGAUUCACCUACACCUUUCCUGGCUGGCCCAGAAACACCAGAAUAACUUGACAUAGUAUUAAAAAUACCCCGUAACAUCCCAUUACCAAAAGAAAGGGACAUUUUUAUAUGAGAUAUCAAUAACGAGUUGUCGGCUCAGCCGGGAGUUGUUGGGAGAUUUCACCGGAGCAUUUUCGGACCACCUCGGAAGAAAACACACACAGAGUGGGGGAAGACUUGUUGCUUCAACACGUUUGACGGUGCUUUAAAAAAAAAAAAAAAACGCCCAUCGAAGUUUGUGUCUCUCCCUAGUCUGCUCCAGGCUUCUGCUUGGAGAGCCCAACCGCCACGAUUGAUCCCAGCAGCUGGAGUGGCAGCGAGAGCCCUGCCGAGGACAUGGAGCGGAUGAGCGACUCGGCAGACAAGCCUGUAGACAAUGAUGCAGAGGGGGUGUGGAGCCCUGAUAUUGAACAGAGCUUCCAGGAGGCCCUGGCCAUCUAUCCUCCUUGUGGACGCAGGAAGAUCAUCCUCUCUGAUGAGGGAAAGAUGUAUGGUCGAAAUGAGCUGAUAGCCAGAUACAUCAAGCUUCGGACCGGGAAGACGAGGACUCGGAAGCAGGUGUCUAGUCACAUACAGGUCUUAGCAAGAAAGAAAGUUCGAGAAAUCCAAGCUGCCAUUAAGGUACGUCUGGCUUUGCCCAGUUGCAGGGGGCUUUUCAUUGCCAUGGUUACAGGCUCUUCCUUUGUUUUCCUUCCCUCCCUUACCCCGCAGGUGUCUAGUCACAUUCAGGUUCUUGCCAGAAGGAAAUCUCGUGAGUUUCAUUCCAAGCUAAAGGUUACAAGUAUGGACCAAGCAGUGAAGGACAAAGCCCUCCAGAGUAUGGCCUCCAUGUCCUCGGCUCAGAUAGUCUCUGCCACAGCUAUUCACAACAAGCUUGGACUACCAGGCAUCCCACGCCCAGCCUUCCCUGGAGCCGGGUUAUGGCAGGGUAUGAUAUCGACUGGCCAGCCAGGAUCCUCACAAGAUAUUAAGCCUUUCACACAACAAGCCUAUCCCAUCCAGCCAGCAGUCACAACAGCCAUUUCAAGUUAUGAGCCCACAGCAGCUCCAGCUCCCACGGCACCAGCAUGGCAGGGCCGCUCCAUCGGUACCUCCAAACUCCGACUGGUGGAGUUCUCCGCCUUCCUAGAGCAACAGAGAGACCCAGACUCAUACAACAAGCACCUAUUUGUACAUAUCGGACAGACAAAUCAUUCCUACACCGACGCCCUGCUGGAGUCGGUAGACAUUCGUCAGAUUUAUGACAAAUUCCCAGAAAAGAAAGGAGGACUGAAGGAGCUGUACGGAAAAGGUCCCCAGAAUUCCUUCUUCCUUAUAAAAUUCUGGGCUGACUUGAACUGCAACAUUCAAGAUGAUACUGGAUCUUUCUACGGAGUCACAAGUCAGUAUGAGAGCUCAGAGAACAUGACCAUCACAUGUUCAACAAAGGUCUGCUCCUUUGGCAAGCAGGUGGUGGAGAAAGUUGAGACUGAAUAUGCACGGUUUGAGAACGGACGCUUUGUCUACCGGAUAAGCCGAUCACCCAUGUGUGAAUACAUGAUCAACUUCAUCCAUAAGCUAAAACAUCUGCCAGAGAAAUAUAUGAUGAACAGUGUGCUGGAAAACUUCACUAUCUUAUUGGUGGUGACGAACAGGGACACCCAGGAGACGCUGCUAUGUAUGGCGUGUGUGUUUGAAGUUUCAAACAGUGAACACGGCGCCCAGCAUCAUAUCUACAGACUGGUAAAGGAAUGAGAGGCUCUGUACUCCCUGUCCCCCUCCCUUCUUUUCAUAGACUUACCAACCUCAAGACAAGUGGCAGUGCCUCUACCUGAAAGUCACACCUACAAUGCUUUUUGGUCAUGGUAUCGGGUGAAGUCAGUUGUCAUAAAUUUGUUUUUAAUAUAAAGUGUUUGUUAUUUGACUGCAGCUGUGAAUUGCGGUACAGUUGUUUUAUGUUUAAAUAUGGGAAUUCUUGUUUAAAAUAUGUUCAGUUGGUCUCCGUUGGGUAUAAAUGUGGCCGUUCUUAAAGAAUUGACUAGAUUCAUUUGGUAAAUAUAUGUGCUGUCUCUUUCUGCUUUGUUAUGUAGACUAAGAAAAAAAAGGAUGCUGGCCUUUUCUAUCAGCAGCCUAAUGUGGUCUGUGUAAUGCGUUCGAGUGUGUUUUGUAUGUCUGUAGUUCAUCAUUUUGUGAGCAUAAAUACUGUGGAUAUACAGACAUGCACCCACAGCCAAUAGAUUUUCCAAAGAAACCAAACUAACAACACUACAAAGACAGUAGCUGGUAGUAAGCGAUCAUGAAUAUUUGCAAAAUUACUGUUAUUUCUUUAAAAACAACUCAGCUUUCAGUCGUAGAUUUAUCCCUGUUGAAGCACUCUGAGUGUCAGACACUACAAGAAUGAAUGCGCUGUGAAAAUACUACAGACAGACUGCAUCUGCUCCAUAAAUGUAGUAAGUCUCACCACCUGCUAAGCAUUUCUCUGCUGCAAACCAGUCAUUUCUGACAACUGACAGGAGGAGAAUUAGGUUUUAGACAAAAUGACUUGGACGUUCAUCUGGUCCAAAAGCACUUUGUUCCCCUUCCUGAACUUGCCUUAGUGACGCUUACUUCUUUUUUCCCCCCCGUUAGAUCAACAUUUUAAAUAAUCCCAACACUAUAAAUCACUUGAGACAGCAGGCCUUGUUCAACAUGCUGUGGCUUUGCCCCCGUGAAAGACUCUCAGAAUAUCGUUCCCCCUCUGGGAUCGCGGUGUAAUAACUCCAAGCCAGAGUGUUGCUGCCUUCACACUAUGUUCACAUGUUUCUGUGGCCUAAACCAAUCCCCAGCCUUAAACAUGUUAUAGCUGUGUGAACUCCAAAAGAUGCCACUAAAACUGUGAUCUCUACGCAGGAAGACUCUUUAUAUGUUUGCAUUGUGUAAGGAUUUCACAAUAUUAUCUGCCAAAGUGUAGAUGUACAGUGCCUUAGGAUAUACUCUAACAUUACCCUUUGUUUUAGGUCGAAAAUCAGUUUUGUGGAUGAAAACAGGGAAAAAAAAUAACUCACUGGUAUAUUACUUAGUACAUCGUCACAUCUGAGAAAUCAUGUAUAAUUGGUACACUCCUAGAAAUUCAGUUUUUUGUCAUCGUCAAGCAGCAGUACAGUUAUGUUAAAUUAGGUUAUAAUAACAGUAACAGCUAUAAUACAGGUCAUAUUUUUCUCUAACGCUGUAAUAUGUUCCUAAAACAUCAGCCUUUUAGUGAGUGUACUAUAAACACAGACUGACUGCCUUUCCUGUUGUAAAAGACCAAAAAUACAGAGAUACAGUCAAUCUUUUUUGUCCUGGUAGCAAGGAAGUGCCUUUGGUUUUAAAAUUUCCAGCUUCAAAAAGAUCAAAAAGAAAUCAAAAAUUAAAUAUUACUAGACCAAAAAUGAGAGAAGUGAAACCAAUCACCACAUUGCCUUUUUAAAAGGGUUGGAAUGACAGCAGGGGGAAGCUGGUUACUGGUAAAAUAAAUGAUAUAUUGAUUUUUAUUUACAUUGUAAAUUGAUUUCACAAAUGAUGUAUUUGAAGAAAACCUAUUUCUUUGCGUGAGGUCAAAGACUGAAAGACCUGCUGAUAACGUACAGCCGCCGACUGCAUGCAGGAUGUCAACUCAUAGAAACACUGCAGCCGUCUGCUUCGUGCACACUUGCAGGUUCAAGUGUUUUGUUUUGUUUUUGUUUUUUUUUUGGAGACAUCAUGGUUUCCUCUCUGUUGCGACCGCACACUCACACGAUGUGAAAAACCACAGAAAACAUUACACUUUCACAAUGUUACCGUUGAUGAUGCAGACACAGCUGUGAUGUCGACGAGGCAGGGGCCGACACAAGCUUUUAUCAUUUAUUAUCUUUCACAACAAGAAGGUGAAAAUUUAUUUAAUAGUAAUUCUAACAGUACAAAUUGUUUUAAUGUGGUUAAAACUGAAACGUCUUCGAGAAACUCAUUUUUCACAACUGCUAUUGUGGACGAGGCCGUCGAGGUUAAUAUUUUUCACCGUAAGGACCAUAGCUACUCAAACAUUUACUGUUUCUUACAAAACAUUAUAAUCAUCAUCAAGUAUUUUAACCGAAGAAGCUCUAAAUAAUUGCAGACAAUGUCUCUGGUGGAUGCAGAUAAAGUUCAAUCAUUCAGUAUUUUGCCACAGUCCUGUGGACACUGUGGACCUUUAAUAGGCUUUUUUCUUAUGUUUACCCUGUGUAUCUGUUCACAUUUAUUGAUUACUUAGUGAGAUGUUCCUGUUUUCUUAUUGUACUUGUAUACAGUUGUACUCGGUUUUGUGAUGACAUUGUCUGUAUAUUGCAAGCCCAAUAAGAUGGUAAUGAUGUUGCUGCUGCACUGCUGGUACAUUUUGACAUGUCAUUUCAACACUAAAACAGCAGGACUGAUGCCUUUCGAUGGCACGAAUGUCUGGUGGACCAUUUAGAGGGAAAAUGGACACGUUAAUAAAAAUGUAAAAAAAAAAA